Molecule: messenger RNA, 1062 nt
Organism: Lichtheimia ornata
Lineage: Eukaryota; Fungi; Mucoromycota; Mucoromycetes; Mucorales; Lichtheimiaceae
Exons: 2
Coding region: 1-1062 (353 amino acids)
Biological process (GO): regulation of protein phosphorylation
Cellular component (GO): nucleus; cAMP-dependent protein kinase complex
Molecular function (GO): cAMP-dependent protein kinase regulator activity
Source: RefSeq, a predicted model, not a curated record
AUGGCCAAACCACAGGAUGUACAUCCAUUGAGCAAUGAAUCGAUCAGUAUAACUACAUCAGAGACACCACAACCUGAUCCAACGUUUCCACCCUAUCACCAUGACGACGAUGAAGCUGCUGAAGCACGCGACACCAUAUCGGAUGACAUUCCAAGUAUGUUGCCACUGCCAACCAAUCGAGGACGACGAGUAUCUGUGAGUGCGGAAUCCAUUCAACCCUCCUUACACAAGACGCAGCAAGAGUAUGUGGUACAUCCAAAGAGUGAUCAACAACGAGAACGCAUCAAGGACGCUAUCUGCAACAAUUUUCUGUUUCGCAACUUGGAUGACGACCAGCAUCGGACCGUGGUGGAUGCUAUGGCUGAGAAACGGGUCAAGAGUGGUGAACAAGUGAUUGAACAAGGAGCCCAAGGCGAUUACUAUUACGUUGUUGAGCAAGGCACCUUUGAUUGCUUAAUCAAUGGUAACAAGGUGACGAGCUAUGGUCCUGGUGGCAGCUUUGGCGAGUUGGCUCUCAUGUAUAAUGCACCACGUGCAGCUACCAUUGUUGCCACGUCUGACGGUGUCCUAUGGGCACUGGAUCGCAUCACAUUCCGUUCCAUUCUGAUGGAUAGCACUGCUCGUAAACGUCGCAUGUAUGAACAGUUUCUCGAGGAGGUUCCAAUUCUCAAAUCGCUCAAGACGUACGAAAGACACAAGAUUGCCGACGCACUUGAACCGGUGCAAUUCGAUGAUAAAGAAGUUGUCAUGCAUGAAGGCGAUGUCGGUCAAAACUUUUAUUUGAUAGAGGAUGGUGAAGCCGUCUUUUACAAGAAGGAUGAAGAUAAUCAGUUGCGUGAAGUAAAUCGGUUGGGUAAAGGCGACUACUUUGGUGAAUUGGCACUCCUUCACGACAAUCCCCGAGCAGCUACUGUUGUUGCCCAUGGUCGUUUAAAAUGUGUCACCCUUGACAAGAGCGCGUUUACUCGUCUACUAGGCCCUGUCAUGGAUAUCUUGAAACGCAAUUCCGAAAAUUAUCAUGCCAUCCUCAAAGAAGUUCAUAGCAAUGACCAGCAAUCAUAA